This is a messenger RNA of Maylandia zebra (zebra mbuna), 3098 nucleotides long. RefSeq names its product claudin domain containing 1a (gene cldnd1a). The record is from RefSeq and is a predicted model, not a curated record. Gene Ontology annotation, cellular component: membrane. NCBI's taxonomy places the organism in Eukaryota, Metazoa, Chordata, Actinopteri, Cichliformes, Cichlidae.
GGAACCGGAAGAGAAAACCGCAGGGAUUAGUGUGUUUACAACUCCUAGCAUCCUGGGUGGUGGUGGACUCUUGUUGUUCUGGAACCGUCGCAGCGUCGGGCCACCCACCAUCUGUAGAAGUGGGACAAGGGAACAGAUGGCGCAUCCAAGCCGGGCUGCAGGGUUGCUGACGCUGAGCGUUCGUGCAGAACUGGAGAUCAGUAUCAAUCAUUAAAAUAAAGCACUGCCGCUGUAUACAGCACAGUGCGUUUUUCAAGGUUACCAAUGCCAAUGUGGUUGCGAUAGAAGCGAGGGUGGGGGGACUGGAAGCAUCGUAUGUCGACCAAAUUGAGGCGCAACGAUCGGGCGACGAUUUGACCGCUGGCAUCAACUUAAUCCCUUCUGACGUGUCUCUGUCUCGGUGAACAAUGGUUGACAAUCGCUACGCCACAGCUCUGGUCAUCGCCUGCGUGCUGAGCAUCAUAGCCACCGUGUAUCUGUCGGUGGCAAUCGGAACGCAGCACUGGUACCAGUACAGCAGCCCCACGGUGCGCGGAGAGGCCAACAUUUCCGAGUUGCGCUCGCUGUACGAGGAGUUCAUAGACGGAGAAUUCGAUGAGAAAACCUACAGCGACACGUUGUUCCGUCUUAACGGGACUGUGGGCCUCUGGUGGCGGUGUGUGCUUGUUCCUGCCAACGCUCACUGGUACAAAGAGCCAGGUGCCAAGAUGGUGCUGGAGUGUCGAGGCUUCACUCUACCUCAACAGUUUACUCCAAAGUACAAAGAACCAGGGAACCACAACAGCGGGGAGGACAUGGUGCGCACAUAUCUGUGGAGGUGCCAGUUUCUGCUGCCGUUGGUGUCUCUGGGUCUAGUGGUGUUGGCAGGUCUGACUGGAUUCUGUGCCUGUCUGUGCCGAAGCCUCACACCAACUCUUGGAAUAGGAGUGCUUCACAUGCUGGCUGGUCUCUGCACCUUAGCCACAGUGUGCUGCUACCUGGCGGGGAUGGACCUGCUCCACAGGGUGUCGAUGCUACCCGACAAAGUGGACGGCUCUCUCGGCUGGUCGCUGUACCUGGUCCUCAUUUCUUCACCUCUCCACAUGAUGGCUGCCGCCCUGCUAGUGUGGGCGGCGCGCAGCCAUAGUCAGAACUACUACCGCAUGACUGCCUACCGGGUGGCAUAAACUGAGAUUUAGCUCUGGAUCUUAAGCCCUGUUUAGAGUCUGACACCAAGAUUUGUUUUCUUAAUGAGUUGUGGGGUUUUUUUCCUCUACGUGUUUUUGUCUCUCAAGGAUUAAGAAUUUUUGCAUGUCCUGUACACUAAUGACCCUUCUUGCUGCGUUAACAGAUUUGAUUUUUAUCUCCUGGGGGAUGGAAAUGGUUUGCAAAUCAGAUUUACCAGAACAAUAUGUAGUAUACGUGUGCUUCAGACUAACUUGAAACGAAGUAGAGAAGCAUUAGCAGUGCCCUACUUUCAUACAACAUAAAUUUUAUCAAAAUCUCCAAAGUGCAGGUCAGUCACAUCGGAAAAGUAGAUAUAUUGCGAUUUAUUUUCAUAGUUUAGUUCUUUGGAGGCAGUGAUAAGAAGGCAUGACCCCGUGAACUGCAUACCUGGUAUCAGAGUGCCAGAUAAAUUUAAAAAAAAAAUCUUGUUUGGAAGAAAAGUAAAAGCAAGUUCUUAAAUUACAGUUUACACAGGUUUCAUGUGUACUGACUUCAGUUUUCCUUCCUUCUCAUCCCAUCUUAUCAGAUUACAGAGAUUUUGUGAUAUUGCUGUUCUUCCUGUUUGUCAUAAGGGCACAUGCGUACUGCACAUUUUUAAACAUCUUUGAUCUGUUGAAAAUUGAACAGGAUUUAAUUUUAUCUUUUAAAAACGUCACAGUUGUUGUCAUAGUUUUCUUCAGUCCAAUAUAAAUCUUCCAUUGUAAAAAUAUAAUCAAGUCAACUGACGUAUAAUGGAAAAUAUUUUAACUUGCGCAAUUUUUGUUGAUUUUGUUGAUGACGUAUUUCGCAAAGGAAGUCAAAUUUGUAGGGUUUUUUUAAUUUAACCAAAAAAAAGCUGCACACUGACUACUGUUCCUUGAUAUGUGUGAUUUUUAUCAUUUAAAUGGCGAUGACAGAAGGCACUUUAGUGAUAAGUAAGCACACUUAGUAAUAAAAGAAGUACUAGAGUCUGGGAAAAGUGUGUAUUUACAGACCUCUGCUGGUGAAAUUUUCUAGUCUGCCACACGUGAUUGCAGCUGAAUGUGAUGACGUUCCUGUUCGUUGCACUUGAAGAAUGUGGCCACAGGUUUGUUGUAUUUACACAAUGUUCCCAUGACUAGAAUUUAAUUUACAAUUCUGUUUCAAAUCCUCUGUUGUUGUUGUUUUUUUACUUAAGUUUAUUUAUUUAUUUAUUUAUUGUUUAUGGUAGUUAUUAUGUUCAGACUGUGUGUAUAAUUUGUUUACUACACGAUGUAUGUAUUGCAUUGCUUUGUUUGCUUUUUGAUCACAUCAUGUUGUGACUGAUUUUUGUAGAAAAAAGUGAAAACCACAGUAGUGCUCAUUUACUUUUUUUUUUUUUAGUUGAGCACAUACAUUCAUGAAAGUAAUUUUCUUAGUUCAUAUUUGGGUGUGUUUUGUUGUUUAUUUGAUCGAUGUAUGUCCCUCAGCUGACGGAUUAAUGUGCUGAAAAACAAACAAACUAACAAACAAAUAAAUUAAUUUCAAACAUAUUCUGACCAUUGCUGUAGUAAUCAGUAGUCAAUUUCUAUAUUUUUGAAAUGUAAAUAUUAAAAUAAUUACAUUUGGAGAGAAAAAAUACCACUAUUACCCACAAAUUCAUGAUAUCUGUUUGUGAAAUAUCACUGCUGAUAAAGAUUUAUGAGCUUCAUGAAUAUCUGAAAUGAUGCACUGUUCGUCUCAUUAUGAAACACAUUGUAUUUUACACAUUCACCCUUUAAAUACUGGAAACUCAAUCCCUGAAUGCACACUACCAUGUGUUGUUUGUGAAAGAGUGCUUAAUCCCCCUGUUAUGAGCUGCAGCAGUUGAUAACUAUGUAUUUAAAUAUCGUGUGUGAGUGUGAACAAGCAUAACACAUGUCACCAUUUCAAUAAAAAGUUUUGUAAAAACUGAA